Ogataea polymorpha is the source of this 3596-nucleotide messenger RNA. RefSeq lists its product as uncharacterized. Gene Ontology annotation, biological process: tripeptide transport; transmembrane transport; dipeptide transport. Bases 1 to 1383 code for a protein of 460 amino acids. Lineage: Eukaryota; Fungi; Ascomycota; Pichiomycetes; Pichiales; Pichiaceae. Gene Ontology annotation, cellular component: plasma membrane. Gene Ontology annotation, molecular function: allantoate transmembrane transporter activity; dipeptide transmembrane transporter activity. The record is from RefSeq and is a predicted model, not a curated record. The transcript has a single exon.
AUGGAUAACUAUAUCAAAGAAGAGACCAUGAGUGACAAGGACGAGCUUCAUGUUUCUGAAGCUUCCGUCUACAUCGACAAGGCAAAGCUCUUCCGCAAAGUGGAUCUUCGUAUUCUCCCGCUUAUGAUAGUCACUUACGGAUUGCAAUUUAUGGAUAAGCUGGCUUUGGGUCAGUCUUCUGUUUUCGGUCUCAAAACAGAUCUAGAGCUGGUGGGUCAAGAUUAUUCAUGGACUUCAUCGAUCUUCUACUUCGGUUAUAUGUUUGGAAACUUGGCGAGUGUCAGAGUGCUUCAAAUUGUGCCAAUUGGAAAGUUUGUCUCAGUCUCCGUCUGUCUGUGGGGAAUUACGCUAGCUUGCACAGGAGCCUGUGAAAAUUAUGCAGGACUUCUUGCUGCCAGAUUCUUUCUAGGCCUUCUUGAGAGUGUUGUCAGUCCUUCAUUUGUGCUGAUCACGGGUAUGUGGUGGAAGCCAGAACAGCAAUCUGCCAGAUCGGGUAUCUGGUUUGCCGGUAACGAUGCCGGUGCUAUUGUGGGAUCUUUCUUAUCGUUUGGUCUGGGUCACAUCACCGGAAAGUUGUCCCCAUGGAGAUAUAUUUUUAUCGUUUAUGGGUGCAUCACAUUUGUGUGGAGUUUCGCUAUCUUCUUUUUCCUCCCAGAUUCUCCAUCCAAGGCCAGCUUCCUUACAGAAUCCGAGAAGCAAUAUUACGCCGAAAAUAUGAAGAACCAAAAGGUGGAGGAUGACUGGAGUUGGGACGAAUUUUUCUCCUGUAUGACAAACAUCAACUUCUGGCUGCUUCUUGGAUCCGUUGUGCUCUCUAUCUUGCCUAACAGUGGAGUCCAGAGUUACGGAAAUAUUAUCUUGAACAACUUUGGAUUCAGCGCUAUAAACACCACGUUGCUCAAUUUGCCAGGUUCUAUAAUUGCGUGGAUCGCUAUCACUGCAUCUGGACUGAUUGCCAGUAGAAAAAAAGGGCUCAGAUGCUUGAUGAUCUCUGUGUGCUGUAUUUUUGCAAUCGUUGGAGGCUCUCUCAUUUACAAGGGCCAAACUUUAGGAGCAAAAUUGACUGGAUUUUACUUCGUGCUAGUUCAGACCGCAACCUUCCCAUUACUGCUGUCGAUGGCUUCCUCAAAUUUCGUUGGCUCAACGAGAAAGACUGUCGUAAGCAAUUCUAUGUUCCUCAUUUACUGUGCCAGUAACAUUGCCGGACCACAACUUUUCCGCAGCCAAGAUGCCCCAACAUACACCUACGCUUUCAGAUCCUGGGUCAUUUGCUUUUGCUUGAAUGUCGCUGCUGCUGUGGCGAUGGCCAUCAACUCAUACAUCCAAAACAAGAGACAGCAGACUUCUUCUGAUGGCGAUCCUGAGUUCCAGUACUUAUAUUGAUUAUCAAGCUUCGCUCUUACUUUUCAAAACCUCAGUAUAUGCUUCAAAUCCUUCUUCAGAUCUCCGACAAAGUAUAAAAGCGGGUCUUUGAGCAAUCGCCGAAGACCUCCUUAUGUAAUAAUUCUUUUUUGCCGUCUUCCGUAGGGUUGGACCCUAACUGUAUAUGUCAUAUCCAACGUUUCCCUUCCAUCUGAAUGCCGACAAAACGUUUUCAGCCACAACAGGGUUGAUCCUCAGUGUUUUGUUUGCUUCAAAAAGACCGUCAUGUGUCUCUCCGGGAGCAAUUGAAUCAACGACUUUGGUGAAUUGGCUUUCAUAAACUUCACAGAAGCAGAUCAUUUGAAAGAAGUAUUAAACGCACAAUCUCUGGUACUGCAUUGAUGAAAGUACUGGCUGAAAUUGAAGACAUCGUCACAGAUACUCUUAUCAAUCGUUCUGAUUGAUACAUGUCAAAGAGCCCCGAAUUGAGACGCAUGUUGGUGACUAAUCGGAUUCGCUGAAAGGUCAGUAACUAUCAGUAAAUAAACAACAACGGUGUUAAUGUGAGUCGAUCUUCCACACUUCUCUGAGUCUCAAGCGAAUUAGGGCAUUCCAAGUCUUUUUCAGAUUGCGCACAUUGGUAUGCAUGGUAUGUGUCAGCGGCCGUUGAAAAAUUUCGUUUAUUUCCUCCAAUGUCAAACCUUUGGUUUCGGGCAUAAACAAAGUUAAGUAAAACGCUCCCAAAAGAAGCAAUCCACAGUAAAGCCCUGCAAAGACUCCUGUCGAAGUCAUAGAGUUGGCCAUGUAUUGGAAAGGAUAGGUCGUCACGAAAGUUCCAGUCCAGUUACAAAACGAGGCAAGACUCAUUCCAUAACUUCUCAGGUAUGUAGGAUAGACCUCCGCAGCAAGAAGAUAAGGAACUGGACCGAGUCCUGGGGACCAGAAAACCGUGUAAGUGAUGAUACCCCAAAAAUAGAUUCCUAGUUUGACACCAAGAUUUGUAGCCAAAAAGGAACAGCCCGUAAUAACUAGUCCUAUUGCAAUACCUGGGAUAAGUGUCAACGUCAAGGUACGUCUUCCAAGGCGGUCCAUAAGGUAAAUAGCGGGAAUUGUGGAGAGGAACAUGACUCCUCCACCGACCAAACUUGUGUAGACGGCAUUCUGCGGCGAUAGCCCUGCGGCCUGCACCAAAGUCGCUUGAUAGUACUCGAUGGAAUUGACACCAGACAUUUGUUGGCAAAUCAAACUGCACGUUACUGCAACCGAUAUUGCCCGUAAACAUCUUUUUGUGCCAAAUAGGUCCAAAAUGAGCCAUCUGUCUUGCGCCAUUUCCUUCUCAUACAGCAGAACGUGCUCCAUAAUGUAGAACUCUUGUCGCUCAUCCACAGAGUCCAGUCCGCGAGCAUACUUCCAAACCUGAUAUGCGUCCAGCUUCCGGCCUCGUUUCAUGAGCCACCUUGUGGACUCGGGCAAGGUCAACAUUCCAAAGAACAAAAUAGUAGAGAACACCACAGAACUUCCCAAAAUAUAUCUCCAGUUCCCCUUCACUGAGUUGAAAAUCGCUGCAAUCACGUAUCCCAUCAUAACACCGAAAGCCACCAUCACCUGGUAUAGCGACACCAGGCCUCCACGCCAUCUGCGAGCACAGUUCUCAGAAAUAUAUGCAGGAACCGUUCCAGAAAGAAGGCCAAGUGCGAGUCCCAAGAUGAUUCUUCCAACCAGCAUGACGGCAAAAUUCCUUGCUGCAGCUUCCAGAAUCGCACCAACUGUGAAAACAAUCGAGGAUAUAAUAAUAGUUCCUUUUCUUCCAAAAAUGUCGUUCAAGGGCAUCAGAGCUAGAGCACCUCCCAUGGCGCCCAAUGGCGUAAACCCAACCACCAUAGACUCUUGUGAAUCUGACAAGUUGAGAUCUUUUGGCAAAUACAAUGCAGCUCCGCUGAUCAAGGACUGGUCGACACCGAACAACAACCCCCCGACAGAGGCUAGACUGGCCAAAUACCAAAUAAACCUCUCUGGUUUUUUGAGCCAUCUACUUGACAAAAAUGGCUUUUUUCCUGAAGCUUGUAACUCUUGUUCCAAUGUAUCGAUGCCCUCGGCGAUCUUGGCAUCGUUCACUUCUAGGUAUUUACCAGCGUCGAUCUGGAUAAUGCGAACUCCCGAAUCGGAGUCGGAGUCGCCCUCAAAAUGCUCAGUCUCGUUUUUCUUCUCCAAGUCUAACGAGAUCAUAUGCUUGU